UGGAAAUUCGAACAUGUAAAAGGAAAAUUCGACACUGUAAAAAAUGGAAAAUUGCUAAUCGCUCCUUCUAUAUAUACACGACUCUGCUCAUCAUAAUUUCCAUCAAGCACACUCUUAAUUUCCUCUGCCUUUCAAAGCUCAAUCUCUUAAUUUUUCUCUGCGAUCUUUCGAAAGUUUCCACAAUGGAGAUGUUACUUGGUGGACAAGCAACCAAUGGAGCUCUUCGUUCAAAGACGAAGAUUGUUUGUACUCUUGGACCGGCUUCAAGAUCGGUGGUGAUGAUUGAGAAGCUUCUCAAGGCUGGUAUGAACGUAGCCAGGUUCAAUUUCUCCCAUGGUUCUCACUCUUACCAUCAAGAAACUCUCGAUAAUCUCAGAACCGCCAUGGCCAACACUGGAAUUCUCUGCGCCGUCAUGCUCGACACAAAGGUACAAAACAUCGUUUUUAUUAUAUUUAAUGUUGAAUCAACGAGGGUUGAAUCUAAUUCGGUUUAAUUUUGUUGUUUACAGGGUCCUGAGAUACGAACCGGGUUUCUCAAAGAAGGCAAACCGAUACAGCUAAACCAAGGUCAAGAGAUCACCAUCUCAAUUGAUUACACAAUAGAAGGAGAUUCAAACACUAUCUCCAUGAGCUACAAGAAACUUGCAGAGGACCUCAAACCUGGCGAUGUGAUUCUUUGUUCAGACGGCACAAUCUCACUAACUGUCUUGUCCUGUGACAAGUAUCUCGGUCUUGUUCGUUGCCGUUGCGAGAACUCUGCAAUUCUUGGAGAAAGAAAGAACGUUAAUCUUCCUGGAAUUGUAGUUGAUCUCCCAACACUUACCGAGAAAGAUAAAGAAGAUAUUAUGCAAUGGGGAGUUCCGAACAAAAUCGACAUAAUCGCUCUUUCUUUUGUUCGUAAAGGAUCUGACCUAAUCGAAGUUAGGAAGUUACUUGGAGAGCACUCAAAGAACAUCAUGCUUAUGUCAAAGGUGGAGAAUCAAGAAGGGGUGAUGAAUUUUGAUAAGAUUCUGGAGAAUUCUGAUGCUUUCAUGGUGGCUAGAGGAGAUCUUGGGAUGGAGAUUCCAAUCGAAAAGAUGUUUCUUGCUCAGAAAACAAUGAUCAAGAUGGCUAAUGCUCUUGGGAAACCAGUUGUCACAGCUACACAGAUGCUUGAAUCCAUGACAGUAUCUCCUCGUCCGACUAGAGCUGAAGCAACUGACGUUGCAAACGCAGUUCUUGACGGGACUGAUUGUGUUAUGCUUAGCGGAGAAACCGCUGCUGGAGCUCACCCUGAGACAGCCGUGCUAACAAUGUCAAGGAUCUGUAAAGAAGCAGAGAAUUUCAUCGAUUACGACGUUCUCCACAAGAAUACCCGAGGAAUGGUUUCAUUACCGUUAUCCCCGAUCGAGAGCUUAGCUGCUUCAGCUGUUUCUACCGCACGGAGUGUUUUUGCGACAGCGAUCGUCGUCCUCACUAAGGGCGGAUACACCGCAGAGCUUGUGGCUAAAUACCGUCCCAGCGUUCCAAUUUUGUCAGUGAUUGUGCCGGAGAUUGCUCAAGGGAAUGAUAUUGAGUUGUCGUGCUCAGACUCGGUGGCUCAUGUGGCGAGACGUAGUUUGAUUUACCGUGGGAUUAUUCCGGUGGUGGCGACGGGAUCUUCAGCUAGAGAUUCAAACAAAGAAGCAACGGAGGAGAUGAUUAGAUUCGCUAUCGGAUUCGCGAAGAUGAAGGGAAUUUGUAAGACUGGAGAUUCCAUUGUGGCUUUGCACAAGAUUGAUGGUUCCUCUGUUGUGAAGAUAGUGACCGUCGAGUAACGGAAACUUUAA
Messenger RNA from Arabidopsis lyrata subsp. lyrata, 1808 nucleotides. RefSeq names its product probable pyruvate kinase, cytosolic isozyme. The record is from RefSeq and is a predicted model, not a curated record. NCBI's taxonomy places the organism in Eukaryota, Viridiplantae, Streptophyta, Magnoliopsida, Brassicales, Brassicaceae. Gene Ontology annotation, cellular component: cytoplasm. Gene Ontology annotation, biological process: glycolytic process. Gene Ontology annotation, molecular function: potassium ion binding; pyruvate kinase activity; magnesium ion binding.